Messenger RNA from Salvia hispanica, 560 nucleotides. RefSeq lists its product as uncharacterized. NCBI's taxonomy places the organism in Eukaryota, Viridiplantae, Streptophyta, Magnoliopsida, Lamiales, Lamiaceae. The record is from RefSeq and is a predicted model, not a curated record.
CCAAUAAUCAUGUGUGUGAAAGAAGCUUCUUUGAUGGUCUUAUUUCUUUGCUUCUUUAUGCAUGCUUCAUAUUCUGCUCUUCCAAUUCCCACUCACAAUAAAUUUCUCCCUCAAAAAAAGAUUGAGGAGAAGUUGAAAAAUGGAAGGGAGACAUUUGAGCACAAGUUGAUUAGAGAGGAAAUUUGCAAGAAAAAUAAUGCCAUUAAAAGAGGAAGUAGCAGAGCAGAUUGUAAAUCUUCUCUUCACCAGGCCUUGCUGCAAUUCACAAAAUCAGAGGUCACAAGAUGGAGACAUCGGAAGGUAAUAGAAAUGGAUUUACAACAUUCACAACAUUUAUCAGAGACGGACUAUGAUCCACCCCAUCGAAAAUCACCUAUUCACAACAAAUAGUGUAUGCAAAUACAUAUAUGAUUAAUAUUUUAAUCAUUGUCUACUUUUACGAUAAUAUUACUAUUUAGAAAUAAUAUACACAGGCAGUAGUUUAUUUUUUGCUUAUGACGAGGCACGUGUAACUGUGUAAGGAAUAUUGGUUUAAUUUGAUGCAUUUUCGUUGAGGUUUA